GCUCUACAAAACAAGAUGUGUUGGCAAAUUAUCCCAACCAUGUUUGUGCUGAUGGACUUCCUUCAGGUGGCAGCUGCCCAUUGCAUGGUCCAUCCAGUUCCUGCCAGGAAUUUCACUCUGCCCUGUGUGCUGCUGAAUGAGACCUUUUGGAGCCCUUUCUCAGCUGGGAGCUGGUCUGGUUUGAGGAGAGAACUUGGAGCACCCAAAAUCAAGCAUUUAAUGAAUGAAGAAAAUUUUCUGUGUUGCCUUUGGAGUUCCAGCAACAUUGACUGUUCUUUGUACAGAGCAAGCAUGCAGGCAAGGAAGUUUAUUCCUUCAGAAAUAAGUCUCUCUGCUCCUCAGAAAAUAGACUGGAGCUGGAACAUGGAAUGUUGGAUUAGAGGCAGGCUGGACCUGUUGGUUUGUAACCUGCAGCUUUUGAAGCUGGACCUGAGAGCUGACCUGAGGGUGAAUCUUUUAUACUCUGGGUCAGAGCUGUCCCUGGGGGCUGCAUCCACGAGCUCUCUGCAGGGCACUGUGAGGGUGGCUCCCUGUGCCUGCAGGGACCAGGCCAGCUGCCAGUGCCUGGUGGCCACCCCGAGCCUCAACCACACCUACCUGCUGUGGCUGGAGAUGGUGGCAGGUGGCACAGCCCUGGGGUCACCACUGAUGGCCCUGCAGCCCACGGACAUUGUGAAGCCUGAGGCCCCCGUGAAGCUGCACCUGGAGCUGGCUGAGAAGGGCCAGGUGAAGCUCUGCUGGUCCAGCCCUGCCCCCCUGCCCUUCCCUCUGCAGCACCAAGUGAGGAUCUCUGCUCCUCCAGGACACGGGUACAGCCAGAUGCUUCAGGUUGCCCUGGAAAGCUCCAUGGCCCUGGACAAUGCCCUGCUGGACUCUGCAUGCUCAGUGCAAGUGAGGAGCAGGAAUCUCCGUGGUCCAGGCUUCUGGAGUGACUGGAGCACACCCUACAACCUCACUUUGGGAGCUCAGGUGCUGUACUUCCCUGCCAGGACCCUGGCCCGCGCUGGCUCCAGCCUUUCCUUGCUGUGCACGGUGCGGAACCGCUCGCAGCCCGUGGCGGCCCGGGAGCUGGUGUGGUGGCUGAACCUGGCAGAGCCGCUCCCGGCCAGCCAGACCUCCGUGCUGAGCAGCCGCGUCAGCCGAGUGACCCUGUCCGACCUGAGAGCCACCCAGCCCCGGGGCAGCUUCCUCUACAGCGCCCUGUACUGCUGCCACCAGAGCCGCCAGUGCCACCACACCUACGCUGAGCUCUAUGUCGUGGACAUGGAUUUUAAUAUCUCCUGUGAGACUGAUGGAUACCUGACUAAAAUGACUUGCAGGUGGUCUGCAAACCCAACCACCUUGCUCCUGGGCACUCUGCAGUUAAGAUAUCACAGGAGCCAAAUUUAUUGCUCUGACUUUCCAAGCCCAUCUCCAAACUCAGAGGUGAAAGAAUGCCUUUUGCAGAGCAACCAUUCCUACGAGUGCACGUUCCAGCCCAUUUUCCUGUUAUCUGGAUAUACCCUGUGGAUAGAAUUCACACACUUCCUGGGAACCCUGCACUCCUCCCCAACCUGUGUCAUCCCAGCAGACGUGGUGAAGCCUCUGCCCCCUUCCAGCGUGGGAGCAGAAGUGACCGGGAGCGCGCGGCUGCUGAACGUCACCUGGAGCCAGCCUGUCUUUGCCACAGGGCUGCUGGCAUUCCAGAUCCGCUGGAAGGCACGCAGCAGGGAGGAGCUUCCAUGGCAGCUCCAUGAGGUCCCAAACCCAGGAGGGAGCUGGGCUGUGAUCCGAGUGGAGCAGCUUUGUGUGGAGUACGCGGUGCAGGUGCGCUGCAGGGAGCUGGAAGGAUCCGGCUACUGGAGCGACUGGAGCAGAGCAGCCCAAACCCUUGUCCAGGACAUCAGAGCUCCCGUGCAAGGCCCGGAAUUUUGGAGGAUCGUUUCUGAGGAUCCAGCUGGGAAGCAGAGGAAUGUUACACUCCUGUGGAAGCCCCUGAUGCAGAAUGACUCCUUGUGCAACGUGAGCAGGUACAUCAUAAAGCACCAGACCCCAGGGAACCCCUCCUGGGAGGAGUUUGUGGAUCAUGGCACCAGCUGGACUUUCCCAUGGAUGGAGCCAACCCACACCGUCACCAUCCUGGCCAUGAAUUCAGUUGGAAUUUCUGCAAUUAAUUCCAAUUUAACUCUAUCCCAGCAAAUGAGCACAGUGGAUGCUGUGCAAUCCCUGAGUGCUUACCUGGUGAACAGCACCUGUGUGGUUGUGGUUUGGAGUCUCUCCCCACAAAUCCCUGGCAUAAAAUCCUUUGUGAUUGAGUGGAGGAACCUGAACCAAGAGGAGCAGAUGAAAUGGCUGCGAGUUCCUCCAAAUCUCAGGAAAUAUUUCAUUUAUGAUCACUUUAUCCUGGUUGAGAAGUACCAGUUCAGCCUCUACCCUGUCUUUGCUGGAGGAGUUGGCAAAGCCAGAGCCACGGAUCAGUUUGCCCAAGGGGGAUUUGAAACUGGGAAUACUGGCAGCCUCCACGUGGUUCUGCCCAUUGUUUUCUCCACCUCAGUUCUGCUGCUGGGAGCGUUGCUGGUUUCACACCAAAGGAUGAAGAAGCUGCUCUGGGAGGAUGUUCCCAACCCCAAGAACUGCUCGUGGGCACAAGGAGUUAAUUUCCAGCAGCCUGAGACUCUGGAGCAUCUCUUUGCCAAGCACCCCGAGCCAAUGUCAUGUGAGCCGCUUCUGCUGGAGGCAGAGAUGGUGCUGGAGGACAUCAGCAUCACCAGAACCUUAGGAAAAGAAGAGCCAGGGGAUUUUUUAGGAACUGACUCCACAUUUCCACCCCCCCAGGACUCGGAAUGUGACUCUGCAUGCUCCAGCAGCCCCUUCCAGAGCAGCAGCUUCUGCAGGAGCUGCCAGGACGGAGAAGCGGCGGCGCAGGGUGACCUCAGAUACGCCACGGUGAUCGGCAGCUGCGCCUCCAGGGGGCUGUGCUGGCACAAACCCGGCCCCAGGAGCUGCUUGGGCAGCUGCUGCCUAGGGCAGCACCCCAUCGUUCUGGGUGCCUUCUGCAGUGCUGCUUGGGAGGUUGGCAGUGGGGCCCUGCUGGUGCUGCCUGGCUGCCAGCCCGGCAGGGCUCUGUCCCUGCUGUCCUCGGAGGGCUUCUCGGAGCCUUUGCACCAGCGCUGCCUCUGUUACCUCGGGGUCACAGCCCUGGACAAAGGACACACGGACCUGCUCCUGACAGACAGCUCCAGGGGCACGUGUCAGCCCCAGAGCCCAGAUCUGCUCACGGAGGGGGAGGGUCUCCAGCACAUCCCAGCCAGUGUCAAGGAGUUUCUCCAAAGCAGCCUCAAGCCUAAAGGCACCGUUCCCUAUGUUCCACAGUUCCGGAUGGCUGCAGCCAAAGGGCAGCAGGCCACGGAGAAAAAGUGACAGAGUCACCCCAAAAUUCCAUAUUCCUGAAGUUUUUCCAGGUGUUGAUGCAUUCCCCUGUUUUCCCUCUCUUGCUUUUUCCAGCUUGUUCUGGUUUUAGGCUUCACCUGGAGCCCCCAAGGGUGAGAGAGCUGAUCCGUGGCCUGGGAUGUUUCUGAGGGAGAAAAGCUGGAAUGGGCCAUUUCCCUGGGAUGAUUUGUGACAUUGAUCAGCCUGGAUGUGGUUGCAAGGAAUGGAUCAAGGAGUGAAAGGCUCAGGCUGCUGCAGGAAGAGGAGGAGAAUCCAAAUUCCUGUGUUUCCAUUAAUUGGAUGAAAUAAUGCAUUUAAAGUAAAGUAUCCACAUUUUAUUGUUGAACACGAGAUUCCAAAUGGUGCAAUUUUACACUGACAUCUCUUCCCAAGCUCUUUCCUAAGAUUCCAUGGGAUAAAAGACAGGAACUGGAUCCAAGGACCCUGCAUUUUUGAUUUUGGGAGAUCAACCUCUCUGUAUGGCCUUGGAGGAGUCACUUUGCCUCUACAAGCCUGCCAGGAAGCCUCAGGUGGGAGUAAAUCAGGUCUGCAUCUUCUGGGAGAAGCAGGAAAACAAACCCACACCUAUUUGCAAGCCAAAGCUAUUUUUUUUUGUUUCAUUUCAAAGUUCAUAAAUAUUUUUCUACACCUGCCUUUUCAGAGAACUAUUUUGAGGAGUGAAGGAGGAUGAAUUUAUUGUGCAUUCCAAAGAAUAUAUUUCUGUCAAACUUCAGUGAGACAAAACCGAAGGGCAAAACUGAAAUUAAAAACCAAAGCAAUGAUGAAUUUAAGCUCAGCUUAACACAAACCCCACUGCUGGGUUUUAUUAAGCUGCUGACCUGGCUCUUAUGGGGCUCUUUGAUGCUGGAUGUGACACAGAUCCAAUGUAUUUGGGUGGGGUGAGGAAUUCAAACCUGUUUUGUGUUAGAAGCCAAGACUUGUCACUGUGGUUGGAGCUAAACCUGCAGGAUCCUGUGGCAUUCCAGGCUAAAGCUGUGAUGGAUGCUGGAUUUAGGAUUCACUUCCUGCAGUUGGGAAGGGACAGCAGAGCCCAUUUCUCUGGAGAAUGGAAUGAUCCUUUCAUGGAAGUGUCCAGAAAAAUUAUUUGGUUGUGUUUGAAGAUCAUCUUUCUCCAGAAAUAAAAAGCUGAUGUUGAUUUUGGCCUGCCCAGUCCUUUCCCAGUAAUUCCAUAUGAACAGAGGGAGCUUAACCAUGGGAAUGAUCAGCUGAGGGACCAGGGAAGGCUUUCCUGGGAACAUGGAACAUUCAGGAAUUAGGAGAUGUGCAGGAGGUCUCUCAUCCAUGGACA
Messenger RNA from Serinus canaria (Common canary), 4717 nucleotides. It is a transcript of the gene LEPR, whose product is annotated as leptin receptor. The record is from RefSeq and is a predicted model, not a curated record. Gene Ontology annotation, cellular component: membrane; external side of plasma membrane. Bases 16 to 3399 code for a protein of 1127 amino acids. Lineage: Eukaryota; Metazoa; Chordata; Aves; Passeriformes; Fringillidae. The transcript has 18 exons. Gene Ontology annotation, biological process: cytokine-mediated signaling pathway. Gene Ontology annotation, molecular function: protein binding; cytokine receptor activity.